Diabrotica balteata is the source of this 936-nucleotide messenger RNA. Lineage: Eukaryota; Metazoa; Arthropoda; Insecta; Coleoptera; Chrysomelidae. The record is from the annotation of a GenBank genome assembly.
AUGUCUACAUUAAAAUUCAUAGACAUAAAAGCAAAUUUAACUAAUAGUCAGUUCUCUGGUGCCUACAAAUGUUGUUUUAGAGAUCCUCCGACUCAGAUUCAUAAGCCAGAUGUAAAACAUGUCUUGGAAAGAAGUUAUGAUGCUGGAUUGCAAAAAAUAAUAAUCUGUGCUCUAGAUUUAGCUGAGAGUAAAAAAGCCCUAAGAAUAGCAAAACGUGAUAGCAGAUUGUUUACUACAGUUGGAUGUGCACCUACAAGGUGUUUACAAUUUGAAGAAAAUGGUGAACCUGAUUUAUAUCUCCAACAACUAAAAGAUGUAAUUGCUUUAGGAAAAAAAAAAGUGGUUGCUGUUGGAGAGUGUGGCCUUAAUUGUGACGUGUACUACUAUUACCCAAUAAAUCUUCAAUUGAAAUACUUUGAAGUUCAAGUACAACUAAGUCAAUUAUUCAAUUUACCUUUAAUAAUUUAUUCUCAGGGAGACAGCGCGCCUGGAAUGCUGCUCAACAUUUUACGUAAAUAUCCAGGAACAAGAGGUGUUAUACAUUUCUUCGAUUCUACUAUAGAAAUGACGAGAACAUUUAUAGAUAAAGGAUUUUAUAUUGGAUUAGACACAUGGUCUUUCAGAGAAGAACAGACGAUCGAAAUUGUUAAAAGAAUACCUGUGGAUAAAAUGUUAUUUCAAACAAAUUGUCCUGAUAGAGUAAUAAAUCGCACCUUCCCCGCCUAUUGUCAUGUUUCUAGAGAGAACUUGGAGUUGUUGACCAUAAAGAAACGAAAAUGGAGACCCGAUUUCAUGGUAACUGGGAGGAGCGAACCGUGUAAUAUAAGACAGAUACUGGAUAUGGCGGCUUUCGUUACCAACAGGAACAAAAACGAGUUAGCAGAACAAGUUUACUGCAACACAACUCGUUUGUUCAAUUUUGGGGAAAAUACUUAA